AUGACGAAUGAUAAUCCUGAUACUACGCCUUCCUCUUCAUCUCCUACACCUCAAAUAUCUCGUAGCGUAGAGUAUUCUGAGUCUGCCAAGGAAAUUUGGUGUGAAUUAGAAGAGAGAUAUGGUAAAGCUGAUGGGGCUAGAGUUUUUGAACUUAAGAAAGAAUUAGCUCAUAUUUCUCAAGGGUCUUUAGACAUAGCUUCUUAUUUCAACAAAAUCAAACAACUCUGGGAUGAGAUAGCAUCUUAUAAGGUUAGAGUUUGUACUUGUGGAGGGAAAGCUGCUGAGGAUGAAGAGCAGAAGGUUUAUCAGUUCCUUAUGGGUCUGAAUGAUGCCUAUAUGCAGACUCGCAGCAAUAUUCUAAUGACGAAGCCACUUCCAUCUGUUGGAAAUGUGUACAGCAUUCUAUUAUCUGAUGAAAAACAGAGACAGGUAUCUUCUGCCUCUCAAUUCUCAUCUCAAUCUGCUUCAAUUCAUGCUGGGGCUUCUAAGCCCUCAUUUCCCUCUAGGUUUUCUUUUGAGGGGACCAGGAAUUCUCUUAUCUGCAACAAAGGACCUCCUCCUCGCAGAUCUGCUGCACAUGUUGAGCUUGACUCUCCUGGUGCUAAUUUUGUGCCUAGUAGUUCUGCUGGUCCAGCUGAGCAUGAAGAGUCUUCUGUGAUACCUGGCCUCACCAAGGAUCAAUACUCCCAGCUGAUGACCUUAUUGCAACAAUCCCAAAUUUCUGCUUCCCCACACUCUCCACUUCUCUUGGCUUCUGCUAACUUUGAGGGUGUUUCUUAUGGAGCCUGUAUGUUAUCUAGUGUGAAUGGCAUUGUUUGGAUAAUAGACUCCGGAGCUACUGAUCAUAUGACUUUCAUUAAAAGUCUACUUUUUGAUAUAAUCACUCUUCCCAUUCCUUAUCUUGUGUCUCUUCCAAAUGGGUACAUAGUUAAAGUCACCAAUGUAGGAUCUUUAGCUUUGUUUCCUGAUUUAAUCCUUCAUAAUGUCCUUUACAUUCCCAGUUUCAAACAUAAUCUCAUAUCUGUUCACAAACUUUUAAAUCAUUGUGAUGAUGUGGUUCAGUUUACCAAAUCUGCUUGCACAUUGCAGGGCCCUUCAGUGAAGAAGCCAGUGGUGCUUGGUAGGCUGGACACUGGACUUUACAAGCUAUUUCAGCAUGUGACUUCACCUAUUGAUUCUACUCCUGUGAACUCUUGCUCUUCAGUUGUUUCUUCUUUACCUGUUUCCUCUUUACCUGUACUCUCUACUACUGAUGCUGAUGUCAAUGACAAUUCAUCUUUUGUUCACAUAGAUACUUGGGGUCCUUACUCCACUCCUACUCACUCUGGUGCUAAGUAUUUCUUUACUAUCGUAGAUGACUACACUAGGGCUACCUGGACACACCUAUUGGGGGCUAAAAGCAAUGCUUUUGAUCUAUUGAAAGCCUUUAUCUUCAUGGUUGAAACACAAUUUCAAACUAAAGUCCAGACUGUAAGGAGUGACAAUGCUUUAGAAUUAGCUUCUUUUUCUUCUGGGGCCUUUUUCUUUUCUGAAAAGGGUAUUAUUCAUCAAACCUCUUGCCCACACACUCCACAACAAAAUGGUGUGGUAGAGAGAAAAUAUAGACACUUGCUAGAAACUGCUAGGACUCUUUUGUUUCAGUCCCUUCUUCUUAUAAAAUUCUGGGGAGAUUGUCUUCUUACUGCCACAUAUUUGAUAAACAGAUUCCCUUUCCCACUUCUCAAAACAAGAGUCCCUAUGAAUUACUCUUUGGCAAGGCCCCCACAUAUUCCCAUCUCAGAUCUUUUGGUUGCCUGUGCUGCUCCACUGUGCCUAAAGUCCAUAGAGAUAAAUUUCAUCCUAGAUCUAUCCCAUGUGUCUUUCUGGGCUAUCCUUUUGCUAAAAAGGGCUACAAACUUUACAAUCUCACCACUAAGUCUUGUUUUGUAUCCAGAGAUGUCAUUUUUUAUGAACACAUUUUUCCCUUUUUUACACCUUCUCUCUUCACCGUCCCCUACCUUGCCUUCUCCUCUCUCUCCUAAUCACUUUUAUUAUGAUUCCACUUCCUCUAUACCUGCUUCUGUUUCUGGUUAUUCUUCACCUCCUGAUCCCACUACUUCUCCUUCUCCCUCUAUCCCUAUACCUUCUUCUUCUGUUUUAACUCCAACUCUCUCUUCUGACAUUUCAGCUUCUACUUUACCCUCUCCUGCUCCUGUUUCUUCUGCUCCAUCAUCUGAUCCUCCUCCUCUUAGAAGUAGUAGACCUCAUUCUCUCCCUGCCUAUCUUCAGGACUUUGCUGUUGUUGUCCCUGAGUGGCAGGAGGCUAUGAGAAAGGAGUUUGAGGCUUUGGAGGCUAAUAGAACUUGGGAUAUUGUUGAAUUACCCCCUGGUAAAAAGCCUAUAGGCUGCAAAUGGGUCUACAAACACUGGCCCUUGUUCCAGCUUGAUGUUAAUAAUGCCUUCUUACAUGGGGAUCUUGAUGAAAAGGUUUUCAUGAAAGUUCCUCCUGGCUUGUCUGUUUCUCCCUCUUCUUAUUCUUCUCCUCCUUAG
This is a messenger RNA of Nicotiana attenuata, 2529 nucleotides long. RefSeq lists its product as uncharacterized. The record is from RefSeq and is a predicted model, not a curated record. Lineage: Eukaryota; Viridiplantae; Streptophyta; Magnoliopsida; Solanales; Solanaceae. Gene Ontology annotation, molecular function: nucleic acid binding. Gene Ontology annotation, biological process: DNA integration. The coding region runs from base 1 to 2529 and encodes 842 amino acids. The transcript is spliced from 6 exons.